This is a messenger RNA of Styela clava, 642 nucleotides long. The record is from RefSeq and is a predicted model, not a curated record. NCBI's taxonomy places the organism in Eukaryota, Metazoa, Chordata, Ascidiacea, Stolidobranchia, Styelidae.
AUGGUUAUAUAUAAAGGAAAGAGAGUGAACCCAGCACUGGAUCGUGGCUUACCUGCUGGUUCAAUAGUGAAGUACAGUGAAUCCGGAUACAUAAAUAAAGAUUUAUUCCUUGCGUGGAUGGAACAUUUUUGCACAAGCAAGAGAAGUGACUGCGGUAAAACACUUCUUGUAGUGGAUGGGCAUCACUCCCACACUCACAGCCUUGAAGUCUUGGAAUAUGCUAGAAGCCACAAUGUUGAGAUAGUCAGUAUGCCGCCUCAUACGAGUCACUAUUUACAACCUCUGGACAAAGUACAUUUUAAACCACUAAAGGAUCAUUUCAAAGAAGCAGUUCGAGUUCAUCACCGAAACAACCCCGGAGCAGGGAUAUCCAGAAUUGAUUUCCCUGCACUCUUCAGCAAGGCUUAUUACAAAAUUGCCACAGUCGGCAACGCAGUAACAUCUUUCCGUGCUACCGGCCUGUAUCCACUUGAUAUUGAGCAGAUUCCAGAGCAUGCUUCUCAGACAACAGCAAUAGUGAGAUCUGGUGAGUCAGAUAAUAUAACGAAUAGAGACUACGACGUACCAUCUCAUGAGGUUAACACCACGACAGAGGUAGAAAGUGUCACAGGUGAACCAUGCUGCUCUACCAAAUUUAAGUAG